Patiria miniata (bat star) is the source of this 2281-nucleotide messenger RNA. RefSeq names its product ecdysone-induced protein 78C-like. The record is from RefSeq and is a predicted model, not a curated record. The transcript has 6 exons. Bases 690 to 2105 code for a protein of 471 amino acids. Gene Ontology annotation, biological process: regulation of DNA-templated transcription. Gene Ontology annotation, molecular function: zinc ion binding; DNA-binding transcription factor activity; sequence-specific DNA binding. NCBI's taxonomy places the organism in Eukaryota, Metazoa, Echinodermata, Asteroidea, Valvatida, Asterinidae.
CCCAAAAAACCUUCACCGCAGUGAAGUAGAGUUCAUGACUUGUUCAAGGCGGCCUGUUGUUAAGACGUCAUGAGUCAAAAAAAAAUAAUAACUGAGGCGUUAUAAACGGACUGGACAUUAGCGGCCAUGAUUUUUCCCUGUGAUUUGUGGCCGGCCCUAUUCCAAGGCAAUCCCCAUGCAAACAAUAUCACCCAACAGGCUUUGCGGGGCCUUGACCCAAUGUUAACCUUCGCUCCAAUCGAGAGGGAACCAACCAUUGUCAGCCCAGCUACAUGUAUUUGCCUAGGUAGUUCAUUGACCAAUCAAGUUGCCGGAAUCCCACUGCAAAAGAAGAAUAGAACCAGAACGAUAGAAAGAGAAGGGGGGAAAAAAAAGUCCAAAGAAUCAUGAAAAUCGGUCGCACCAAGUGAACCCACACAAUUUGCAUAGGUUUAGUUCGUUCGUUUUUUCUAUGCAACCGUUGGACUUGAUUUUUUUUUACUUUUACAUAUUUUGGUAUUGUUGGGACGUGAGCGAUGAAUAGUGGGUGUUAACGCUGAAUGCCGAUGCAUUAUUAAGAGCUGGUCUGAUAGCGUGGUAGACACACUUGGAUGGUGUAUACCCUGGACGAAACAUCGCACCCCGGGAAUCAGUGCGUUGCUAGAAGGCGUGACCCAAACGGAGCGUUGGUUCUUUUUUAGCCGGCCGCUAUGGUUCUUACCUGUGGGCCUGAGAGUCGGGAGAAUGAACACCAGAAUGGCACGAUAAGUUCGCUAUCCAGCAGUAGUGAAGUCCUACAGAAGCCGGUCUCAACGCAACCGACGCAGUCACCGAUGCAGCCACCACUACAACAAAACUCCUGCUGCUUGGUGUGCGGCGACAAAUCCUCAGGGUUCCAUUAUGGUGUCUUGGCCUGCGAGGGCUGCAAGGGCUUCUUUCGGAGGAGCAGCAAGCGUGACAAAGAAUACACGUGUCGCCACGGCAACGGGCACUGCACAAUAGGCCGCAUGAACAGAAACCGUUGCCAACACUGCCGCUUCAAGAAGUGCUUGGCCGUGGGCAUGUCAAGAGAAGGUAACUGUAAGACCGUGAGAUACGGUCGCGUCCCGCAACGCACGAAGGUCAAAGGCGGCUCGGGCGCCACGUCGACGGCGCGGAAGAAGAGCACGGACUCGGAGUACGGCGUCAGCGACGGCGACGACAUUCCACACUUGCCCCACCAGCCGCCACCCAUGAACGGGCAGACGACCUAUGACCUGAGCGUGGUGCAGCCGGGGGGCGACACGCUACGCUUGAAGCAGGCGGAGAUGUACGACCUGGUCAGCACCGUGUCCUACGCCUUCCGCAUGACCUGCAUGUACAGCCCCAACAAUGCACCGUAUCUCAGAGAUUUCGCUUUCACUCAGGACAACUGCCAGCUCUCGACGACCAACGGCGACAGCAUGGACAUGAUGGGCCGACGGACGUGGCUCCAGCUGGCCGAGCUCCUAGACCAAGCCGUCAGCGGUCAAGUCGAGUUUGCCAAGGCCAUCCCCGGCUUCCGCAACCUCUCCCAGGACGACCAGCUGCUGCUCCUCAAGGCCAGCUUCUUCGAGCUCUGGGUCAUACGGGUCUCCCCCUUGGUCAUGUCCAUGAGCCCCCAGACCAACGGGUACAUGUCAGGAGGGAUGGGGGUCCAGGGGCACCCGCCGCAAGCGGCGAUGGCCGGCAGCCCCACUGGCGGCUCGCUGCUCUGGCAGCAGCUCUGCCAGCUGCUGUCGCAGGACCUGUUCGGGAUGAUGUCCACGUUUGCGCACGAGAUGAACCAGCUGUUUCUGCUAGAAACGGAGGUGUCACUGUUUGCUGCCUCGCUGCUGACCGCCAGAGAUAUACCAGGUUUGGCCAACCCAACCCUAGUCGCUGAGCUUCAAGAUCAACUCUUCGAGGCGCUACGCAUCCAAGUGGAGGGCAACCACCCACCCAGCAACCCACCCUUCAUUAGCACCCUAGUCAACAAGGUGCACGUCCUGCGACGCAUCGGCGCCAUGCACCGCGACUACGUCAUGGGCUGCGCGCAACGCUGGCCGGACCUCUGCGCCAGUCUACCGGCCCUCUACGCUGAAAUGAUGGACAUCAGCAUGCAGUGACCCCAAGCCACAACUAGCUAUACGACAGGGAGAAAAAAAGGUGUCUUUUUUAUGGUGUUCUUGCAAAUAGAAAUUCUGGUUAUUUGUCAGUUGCUAAUAACAAGUGUCGCAGUUCGAGAUGUGUUAACCCUAACCCCCAUCGGGUAUUCUUCAGGUACCCUGCUAAAUGCAACAUA